Messenger RNA from Venustampulla echinocandica, 849 nucleotides. RefSeq lists its product as uncharacterized. Bases 1 to 849 code for a protein of 282 amino acids. Gene Ontology annotation, molecular function: zinc ion binding; mRNA binding; single-stranded RNA binding. Lineage: Eukaryota; Fungi; Ascomycota; Leotiomycetes; Helotiales; Pleuroascaceae. The transcript has 6 exons. The record is from RefSeq and is a predicted model, not a curated record. Gene Ontology annotation, cellular component: cytoplasm. Gene Ontology annotation, biological process: positive regulation of cytoplasmic translation.
AUGCCAGCCAGCAUGGUCGAGGAAUGGCUGCGAUCUGGUCGAAUCGAGGCGCCCCCUCACCGGUGCAAGAAGAUCGUCCGGGAAUGGGCAACUGAGGACGGCGCAUUUGUGACGUGCUGUGCUGACGAUGGAACCCAACAGACACAUCUAUUAAUCGCCAUGUCUUCACUUUCGCGUCGCGCUUGCUACAAGUGCGGUAAUGUUGGCCACUAUGCUGAAGUCUGCUCCUCCGCUGAGCGUCUUUGUUAUAACUGCAAACAGCCAGGGCAUGAAUCAAAUGGAUGCCCACUACCCAGAACUACCGAGGCAAAGCAAUGCUAUCACUGCCAGGGCUUGGGACAUGUUCAGGCCGACUGCCCAACCCUACGUCUGAGUGGAGCCGGAACUAGUGGCCGCUGCUACAACUGCGGCCAGCCAGGACAUUUGGCUCGUUCCUGCCCAGCCCCGGCUGGUCAAGGACCUGUUGCGGGUGUUGGUCGCGGAGUUGGCGGUCCUCGUGGAGGGUAUGGGGGAGGUUUUGCUCCUCGCGGUGGCUUUGCCGGUGGGCCUCGUCCCGCCACCUGCUACAAGUGUGGAGGACCAAACCACUUUGCUCGUGAUUGCCAGGCCCAAGCUAUGAAGUGCUAUGCUUGUGGGAAGCUUGGACAUAUCUCUCGUGACUGCACCGCCCCCAACGGCGGGCCUUUGAACACCGCUGGAAAGACAUGCUACCAAUGCGGCGAGGCAGGCCACAUUUCCAGAGACUGUCCACAAAAGGCAACGAAUGGUGAUAUUACUAACAACGAGGCCAUCGACCUUGUUGUGGCUGCUGUAGCCGCUCCGGUUGCUCCGGUUGCCCCCGUCGCAUAG